GACGACUUCAGUUUUUUUUUCUCUUGCCGUUGAAGCAAGUGAGAACCAAAUCCCUCUGUUCGAUCUCGCCGCGGUGAGAAGCGAUGAAGUCGGAGACUUUAACAUUAGUUCUGGUGUAUCUCGCCGGAAUAAUGGAGAGAGCCGAUGAGUCUCUGCUUCCAGGAGUUUACAAAGAAGUAGGAGAUGCUCUACACGUGGAUCCCACAGCUCUUGGAACGUUAACUCUGUUCCGGUCUAUUGUUCAGUCUUCUUGUUACCCUUUAGCUGCUUACUUGUCUUCUAGACAUAACCGAGCUCACGUCAUCGCUCUUGGUGCUUUCCUUUGGGCUACCGCCACUUUUCUCGUCGCCGUCUCCACCACUUUCUUCCAGGUGGCAGUAUCGAGAGGCUUGAACGGGAUAGGGCUUGCCAUCGUGACACCCGCGAUUCAGUCACUAGUUGCUGACUCAACCGAAGACAAUAACCGUGGCAUGGCAUUUGGAUGGUUGGGAUUCACAUCAAACAUUGGUUCCAUACUUGGCUAUGUCUUUUCCAUCCUCUUUGCCUCCAAAUCUUUCAAUGGUGUCGCUGGAUGGAGAAUCGCUUUCCUUUUGGUAGCAUUCGUUAGCGUGAUAGUAGGCAUUUUGGUCCGCCUCUUCGCAACAGAUCCUCACUACAGCGACAGAAAAAUCACAAAACAUGUCAAAGACAAACCUUUCUGGUCAGACAUAAGAGAUCUAUUGCAGGAAGCAAAGAUGGUGAUAAAGAUUCCGUCUUUCCAAAUCUUUGUAGCUCAGGGAGUUUCGGGUUCCUUCCCCUGGUCAGCUUUCGCUUUUGCACCAUUGUGGCUAGAACUCAUUGGUUUCUCCCACAAAACAACGGCGGUUCUGGUAACUCUUUUCACCAUUUCGUGCUCUCUUGGAGGUUUAUUUGGAGGAUACAUGGGAGAUACUCUUGCCAAGAAGUUCCCAAAUGCCGGUAGGAUAAUCCUCUCUCAGAUAAGCUCUGCCUCAGCAAUUCCUUUAGCUGCGAUUUUGCUUAUCGGAUUACCUGAUGAUCCCUCCACUGCCUUUAGCCACGGUCUGGUUCUUGUCAUCAUGGGAUUAUGCAUCUCAUGGAACGGUCCAGCUACAAACGGUCCAAUAUUUGCAGAGAUUGUUCCUGAGAGAGCGCGGACCAGCAUCUAUGCAUUAGACAGAUCAUUCGAGUCAAUAUUAGCUUCUUUUGCUCCUCCUAUAGUAGGGAUGCUUGCUCAGAACAUCUAUGGCUAUAAACCAAUCCCUGAAGGAUCCUCAAGCUCGAUCAAGAUUGAAACAGACAGAGAGAACGCAGCAUCGCUCGCUAAAGCACUCUACACAGCGAUCGGGAUCCCGAUGGUGAUCUGUUGCACAAUCUACUCGUUCCUAUAUUGCACGUACCCGAGGGACCGAGACAGAGCGAAAUUGCAAGCCUUGAUCGAGUCAGAGAUGCAACAACUCAAUGAAGAAGAAGAAGAAGAAGAGAUUGAGGUGAAGUGUUUAGGAGCUGAAGAACACGAUGAGACUUAUUUGCUUAAGCAGCAUCAGAAUGAGAGUUAAGAACAGAGUCAAAUGAUGAUGAUUUGGGUUAUUGACAUUAGGGCUCCAUACUUCAAUUAUAGGAAGAUGGGGUCAUACCGGUAUAUAACAUUACAAGAACAGAGUAAAAGGAAAAUACGGAAAAUUACUGAUUUUAUUUUUGUAAGGAAAUAUAUUAAUGAGUAUUGA
Molecule: messenger RNA, 1724 nt
Organism: Arabidopsis arenosa
Lineage: Eukaryota; Viridiplantae; Streptophyta; Magnoliopsida; Brassicales; Brassicaceae
Source: the annotation of a GenBank genome assembly